Nannizzia gypsea CBS 118893 is the source of this 1335-nucleotide messenger RNA. RefSeq lists its product as hypothetical. The transcript has 4 exons. The record is from RefSeq and is a predicted model, not a curated record. The coding region runs from base 1 to 1335 and encodes 444 amino acids. Lineage: Eukaryota; Fungi; Ascomycota; Eurotiomycetes; Onygenales; Arthrodermataceae.
AUGGCACCCAAGUAUGGCCUGCGCUCAGCCCGCAAUCAGCCAUGUAACUCGUCUCCGUCCUCGAGUACCGAUAAAUGGCUUUCGUGGAAGAAGCUGUUGUUUGGCAGCAGGAAAAAGGCCCUAACCUUCGAAUCGAUCGUUAACGGCUGCACUUGUUCGCCCUGUGGAUUGGUCGACUUUAUGAAUUACCUCCUUUAUGUUGAACGCGCCGCCGAGAAUCUUCAGUUCUACCUGUGGUACCAGGAUUAUAUCCAGCGCUUCGCAUCUCUCUCUGAAUCGCAGUGGGCACUGUCGCCGCCGUGGACCGAGGAGCAGCGGAAGAAAGUGAUCAGGCUUAACAAUCGAACGAAGGAGAGAGCAAAGCGUGCUCCUUCUAUCACUGGUGCCUUUGUGCCUGCUCCCGCCUUUCCACCUGUUGGGGAAACCGAGCUGGACGAUUUGACUCCAUUUGCAACCCGCCCGAGCAGUUCUCACAUCGACUUUGAAACCAGCAGCAUCACCCGCGGAGACUGGUUUGAAUGGGAUGGAGGAUCAAAAGCGGGGGAAUGCCAGGAGUCUAUCGAUGAAUCAAGCGCUUUUGACGGUGUCGUCCCUCUUGAGCCAUUUACCAUUCAACCACAUCGCAAGGAAAUUAACCGAAUCAUAUCAACCUACAUCUCAGAUAAUGCACCCCGACAGCUGAAUCUGACAUCAAUAGAGCGCAUAAUAGUGAUGCAGGCUUUAUCUGCUACGACUCAUCCAUCCGCCUUUGCCGGCGUAGUGCAAGAAGUUGAAUGGAAUCUACGCCAACAAUCGCAUCCACAAUUCCUCCGAUGGUCUCUAAAUAACAGCAAUAGCAGCCGGCUACUGUGUGCUCGUGUAUGUAGCAUGCUAAUCAUCGCCUUUGGGUUAGCUUUAGCGAUUGUCUUGGUAUUCAGCAAGGCUCAUCGCGGCUGGAGGAUGUUUUCCGCCCUGCUUCUAUUCCCUGGCAUCGCAUCAUUGAUUGCUGCGAUGGAGGGAACCUGCAUGCUAUUUCUUUGUUUUUACAAGCGCCAGCUACAUCCUUGGGAAGUAUACGGCGCAACAAAUGAGGCUCCAAAGAACUCCUGUCGACUUGAUCGGAGAGCCUUUGAUGCUUUCGGAUUGACUAAUUCCUACGACGACGAACCUUGGAGACAGAAGAACAAGAAAAGGGGCUUCUUCAGCAAAGUUUUUGAUCCACCAGUGCGAAUUCAGGAUCCAACCCUUUGUCAACUUCAGACCAUGACCAUCAUCCGUUCAACGACACUCGGAACCGCGAUAACCGGCGUGCUUGUUGGUAUCUUCAUGACCUUACCAAAUGGGAACUAUUUCUAG